Messenger RNA from Planococcus citri (citrus mealybug), 1665 nucleotides. RefSeq names its product ovochymase-2-like. Gene Ontology annotation, biological process: proteolysis. The record is from RefSeq and is a predicted model, not a curated record. The transcript has 10 exons. Lineage: Eukaryota; Metazoa; Arthropoda; Insecta; Hemiptera; Pseudococcidae. Bases 636 to 1658 code for a protein of 340 amino acids. Gene Ontology annotation, molecular function: serine-type endopeptidase activity.
AAAUCACUUGCUAGAUUCCAAAAAUCAUUUUUCAGGACGACAAUCAUCAAUCAAUCAUUAAUUCAUUAUCAUACAGAUAAAUUCAUUCAAUUGCAAUAAUACUCACAAACAUUCAACUCCGACAAGAAAUAUGAAACAUGGAAGGUACUCGUACUCAAAAAGUAUACUCGACUCACCUGAAACAUAUACAAAAAAAACUCGAAAUUAGUUUGAAAAAUAUUAAUUAAUAACCAAAUCAUUAAUUUUUUAGAAUGGCAUGAAAACGGAGAAGUGAUAUAGGGAGAUGGGUAUCAAAUGGGUUCCUCCACGAGUCCCUCAAUUCCUGUUGAUGUUCGUUUUUAAUUUUAAAAAAUUGAACUGUUUUGAAUUUUUUUGAUAAAAAAGCGAGACUUUUUUGAAAUUUUUGGAGUUAAAAAAAAAAAACUGAUUUUAGCAGAAAGCGAGAUUUUCACAAUUCAAGAAAAAGGAAGGCUUACGGCUGAUUCUCAAAAAUACACAAAUCAUCAUCAUCUUUUCCAAUUUCUGGCAUAAAUCAAGCGAGGCUUUAGGACAAUUUUCAAAAAAAAAAUUCUGGAUAAAUACACAAUUAAUCUGCGUCAACUUCGUCCACAAAUUACGAAGAUAAUAAAUUUCAAAUGGCUCAGACUCGAUUACAUAACAUAUCUCUCGCAUUAUUCGCGUUAGCCUGUGUGACAACCAUAGGAAUAAUCUGUUAUAUAUUGAUACGUGACUGGAUAUGGGCUCAAAAUCAAAUAAAAAAAGCCAAUGAAAAAUGUAAAGAGUAUAACGAACAAGUCUGUAAGCUAAGUAUUGAGUCAACUUCAACUUCUACUUCUACUUCUACUUCUACUUCUACUUCAACUUCAACUCCACGUUCCAAUACACCGAUUGCCAUAACAGAUGGAGGAAACGUUACAGAAGGGCAGAUUGCUCACCAGGCGUUAAUACAAUUCGAAAACCCAGUCCUUUCGAAAUCGUUUUCAUGUGAAGGCUCGUUAAUCAGCGAACACUACGUUUUGAGUUCUGCUUACUGCAUAACUACAGCUGGACAUAAUCCACGCAUGCGAGUUACAUUGGGAAUUAUGUAUUCGGAAUUAUCUCAACGCAGAGUGUACAAUGUAGCAGCAUUCCACGUACAUCCUGGAUACACCAACCAGGUAGGCUUUCAUGGACUACUCGACGAUAUUGCUCUUUUAAAACUCGAUAAAAAAGUCGACUUCGACCGAACCAUGAGACCGAUAUGUCUGAACACAGAUUAUAAAAUCGAGAAAUACCGCAACAUCGUCAUCGCAUCAGGAUGGGACCACAAUAACGCGGAAGUACGUCUCAGAAUGACACAGUUACGCUUAGACGAGGAUCCAAAAUCAACUUGUGGCAAACAUCUAAACAAGUUCGGUGGAUAUUCCGAGUAUAUAAUUUGUACACUCAAUCCUGGAGAAAACAAAAGCGUAAAUUUUGGUACUAAUGGUGGAGGACCACUGCAGGUAUGGUCUGAUCGAUGUCCGGAUGGGAAAACUCCACUCUACGAGCUCAUAGGGACAGUAGAAAAUUGUCAAACAGGCACCGAGAACGUUACAGAGAAAACUAAUAAUUAUAAUAUUGGACAAGAACAUUUAAUAUACGUAGCUUCGUUCAGCUCCGUGUUUUCAUACGUGUGAUAAUGGA